This is a messenger RNA of Fusarium falciforme, 957 nucleotides long. RefSeq lists its product as hypothetical. Lineage: Eukaryota; Fungi; Ascomycota; Sordariomycetes; Hypocreales; Nectriaceae. The record is from RefSeq and is a predicted model, not a curated record. The transcript is spliced from 3 exons. Bases 1 to 957 code for a protein of 318 amino acids. Gene Ontology annotation, molecular function: monoatomic ion channel activity. Gene Ontology annotation, cellular component: endoplasmic reticulum; plasma membrane. Gene Ontology annotation, biological process: monoatomic ion transport.
AUGAUUGUAAACGCAGAUAAAACCCACACGGGGGUUGGUCCCAUUCUAACCGUCGUCCCCAUCUCAACCACUUACCAAGUCGUCGGUCGUGACGGCAUGCGUGCUCUCUGGAUCGUCUUCGGGAUUAUGGUCAUCGCAUCCGCUGUCUUCGCUCUACAGUCCUUUAACAUUAUCAUCUCUCGCCGAUUAUACCAUGUUAUUACUACCUUGACCACCAUUAUUUCCGCUCUUUCAUACUUCGCCAUGGCGUCAGGCCAUGCUGCGGCCUUCAACUGCCAAGCGAUAAGAGAAGAUAAUCAGCAUGUACCCAAUAUACUUCGCCAUGUUUGUCGCGAGGUAUUUUGGGCUCGUUUUGUUGAUUCGAGCUUGUCAAUUCCCCUCUUGUUGCUGGAGCUCUGUCUUCUCGCUGGGAUUGAUGGCGCUCGCACCUUGAUGGCUAUUGUGGCUGUUCUUGUUAUGGUCUUGUCGGGGCUCUUUGCGGCCUUCGGCCGUGAUGAUACCGCGCAGACAUGGGGGUGGUUCGCGAUUGCAUGCGUUUCUUAUCUGCUUGUCAUCUGGUAUGUUGCAGUUUAUGGUUCUAAGACGGUGGACGCCAAGGGUGCCAAGGUCACCAAGCUUUUUAGUUCCAUGGCCACCUUUAUUCUGAUCCUCUGGACGAUUUACCCAAUUGUCUGGGGUAUCGCAGACGGCGCAAAGAAGAUAUCUGUGGACUCGGCAAUUAUCGCCUACGCCGUUCUAGAUGUAUUGACGAAACCAGUCUUCGGCGCUUGGCUCCUUAUAGCGCAUCACCAGAUUCCGGAGAUCAAUUUCGAAGUAGGAGGGUAUUGGUCAGAGGGUUUGAGUUCCGAGCGAAUAAUUCGAAUUGGCGAUAAUGAAGAGGCUCCCCUUCGGCAACCUUCUCCUUUGCCUGUUCAGCCAACUCGCCAGCAGCCUCCUCACCAGGAGCCAUCGACUUAA